AUGAACGCAUCGCGAUGCGUCAGACACACCAGCCUUAUCAUAUGCCUGCACAGGCCAACACUGCGCCGCUCGAGCAUACGGAUUCGCCAAGUAGUCGACUCGCAAUGGCGGUGCAUGAAGUCCAAGUCUUUAGGCUGGGAACUGUUACGGCUCCGGGGAUCUAAAGUUAUCCCCGGCAUAAAGAACCAUGUCUUGAAGAAGCUGGCAGAUUGGUCCUCGGCUUCGAAAGUCGAAGAUGGCACUGGAUACGAGGUCUUCAUUGCAUCUGUCGAACGUGGAGUCGUUGCCCAGUUCUCUCUCCCAAGUGGUCAAGGACAUGUGAGACUUCUCAAGGGCGAUCAUUCGUCUGAUCUCCAACUCGAUUGUUCUGAGUUGAACGAAGCGUCCAAAUACGCGGCCAAAGAGUUGCAAAGAGAUAUUCUCAGUGCCUACAUCGCAAGCUUCCAAACCGGUAGCCUGGACAUGUAUCGUAUGUCUCAACGGCCACGGGUUCGGGACAGAGCGCCUAGGGUAGAAAAUAUCUUCGGGUUUGUCGAGCUAUAUCGCGACCCGCAGGGAAUUCGAGCAGAUUUCGAGGCUCCGGUGGCCAUUGCAGAUGACUCCGAGUCCAGGCUCUUUGCUGAACUAGUUGACAACUCUGCAAAGUUCAUUCGCCGACUGCCCUGGGCAACGCCGGAGAAUGAUGACAAAGGGCCGCUCGAGAGGAGUCUAUUUGAGCCGCCCGACUUCUCGAGCAUUCACGGGAGCCAAGCAAAGCAGUACCCUUUUAUUGAAGCUGCCGAGGCUGAGCAGCUUCAGAAGCACAAGCUCCAGGCUUACUACUGGUGGGUUGUGCUCCAUGAGCUCCUUGGCCAUGGUACAGGGCGAAUGACGGUCGAGAGUAUGGGCGGAAAAUUCAACUUUGAUGGCGAGAAUCCGCCCGUCAACCCCAUCACUAGAAGGCCUAUUUCAAGCUGGUACAAGCCAGGUCAAACUUGGACGGGUCAAUUUGGUCAACUGGCAACUACGCUUGACGAGUGUAGGGCUGAACCUGUGGGAGCUUAUUUAAUGGAUGAUUCGGAGCUUCUUGAGAUGUUAGGUUUCACGGAAACCUCCGACAUUCAUGCCGAAGACUUGACGCACAAUUUGUACUUACAGCUUGGGGUUGAUGGUUUACGAGCACUCUCCAACUUUAAUGUGCAAAGUAAUAAAUGGGGCGAGGCGCACAGUCGGGCCCAAACAGCGUUUGACAGUUCGAGUGGACCGGUCCAAAAUUCGUACACAUGGGAAACCGGCCUUGGGAAAGAUGCUCUUGCAUCUGCAUGUUUCGAUGCACAGCAGAUGCGGAAGGCUGUCGAACAUACUAUGAGAAUUUGUCAAGUAUAG
Molecule: messenger RNA, 1365 nt
Organism: Metarhizium acridum CQMa 102
Lineage: Eukaryota; Fungi; Ascomycota; Sordariomycetes; Hypocreales; Clavicipitaceae
Cellular component (GO): cytoplasm
Molecular function (GO): dipeptidyl-peptidase activity
Source: RefSeq, a predicted model, not a curated record